Messenger RNA from Cladophialophora psammophila CBS 110553, 1116 nucleotides. RefSeq lists its product as uncharacterized. The record is from RefSeq and is a predicted model, not a curated record. Gene Ontology annotation, molecular function: oxidoreductase activity. Bases 1 to 1116 code for a protein of 371 amino acids. Lineage: Eukaryota; Fungi; Ascomycota; Eurotiomycetes; Chaetothyriales; Herpotrichiellaceae. The transcript has a single exon.
AUGCGAGCACAGGUGUUGGAGGCGUUCAACACGCCUUACAAAUUCAAAGACGUCCCAGUACCGCCAAACCCAACCGGUCAAGAUAUUCUGGUCAAGGUCGGAGCGGCAUCUUACUGCCACACUGAUGCUGUCUUUGCGUCUGGUGCCAUGUGGCAAGACCUGCCCCGGAUAGGAUCACACGAGUUUGCUGGCACGAUUGUUGCCAUGGGUCCGGAUGUUUCACCGAAACUGAAUCUGAAGGUCGGCAUGCCAGUUGGCGUUCCGGGUCGGGCUUUCCAUCCUUGCGGGUCGUGUUACGAAUGCCGCAAUAACGACGGUGACCCAGAAAAGUAUGGGGUAUGGUGUCCUGAAGCUGGCAACCUAGGUCUCUCGGCCAAUGGCGGGUUUCAAGAAUAUUGCAUUGCGGAUUCUCGCCAGAUCGCCCCCAUGCCAGAAGGUAUGACGGCUGUUGACACCGCUCCCCUCAUGUGCGCUGGUCUGACUAUCUGGAAUGCACUCGAGAGAGCGGGAGUUCAGAUGGAAGCAGGAGGUGGAAAAGGGCUUACGAUUGCCAUUUCUGGUGCUGGUGGUGGCCUUGGUCACCUGGGAGUACAGUUCGCUAUUAAGCUGGGAUGCAAGGUCGUAGCCAUUGAAGCGUCUGACCCGGCUUUGGCUCUUCUGAAGGAUGUCGUCAUGGAUCUAGGACCGCUAGGGAGCGGUGUUACCAUUGUUGAUGCAAGGCAGCAACCUGCAGAGGACGUUCGUGUGUCAAUUUUUGGGUCUCCGGAGCCUAAUUUGGAAGGCGAAAAGGGGGUUGAUGGAGUACUAAUUCUUCCUGAAUCGCAGAAAGCUUUCGAAUAUGGGAUGAAAUUGGUCAAAAAUCAUGGCAUUUGUGUGACCGUUAGUUUCCCCAAGGAAGGUUUUCAUAUGCAACCACGAGACCUCGUGUUCCGCCACAUCUCCAUGGUUGGAGUCUUGGUUGGCAGAAACCGACAGCUCCGAGCCAUGUUGAAUUUCGCAGCAAAGGAGGGCGUGAGGGCCAAAGUAACUACCUACAAAUUGGAGCAACUAAACGAACUGGUGGAGGACUACCACAAAGGUUCAAGCGGAAAGCUGGUGGUGGACAUGUCUAAGUGA